Stylophora pistillata is the source of this 3224-nucleotide messenger RNA. Its product is annotated as glutamate receptor ionotropic, kainate 2-like. Gene Ontology annotation, cellular component: membrane. Gene Ontology annotation, biological process: monoatomic ion transport. Gene Ontology annotation, molecular function: ligand-gated monoatomic ion channel activity; signaling receptor activity. NCBI's taxonomy places the organism in Eukaryota, Metazoa, Cnidaria, Anthozoa, Scleractinia, Pocilloporidae. The record is from RefSeq and is a predicted model, not a curated record.
AUGAAAGCAGAAUUGGAAUGUUUAAAAACAAGAGAGGAAGCAAAUGACAUGGAAACAUUUAUAGGAAACACGAAAUAUGAGAGAAACCGAAGAGAAAGUGUGUUACACCGCAAGGAGGCAACCAGCCUUCAUCAAGUCCUAAAAUAUGUCUUCGAAAGCAUUCUUCCCAAGAAACUUAUGUUAGAAAACAUAACGUUUAUUUUAGUCAAUGAACAAGUUGAUAGGAAAGAUCUUCUCUCGAGGGAGGUCCUAUCGUCGCUGUCUCAAGUGAUAGCUAUCAUCGACUUGGCGAGUGAGGACAAGAAGGCCGCAGCUCUCAGUUCUAUUUUACAUGUACCGCUAAUGAAGAUAGAUUCCAUCUCAGAAAAGUCUGCGAACACUUACAUCAUGUCGAUCAGACCUCCCUAUCACGUUGUAAUGCAAGCUUUGUUCGAUGUCAUGGACUUCUUCAAUUUCUCCAGAAUAGCGGUAGUCUAUGACGCCAGCCGAAUCAGAGAGGCAUCUUAUUUUUACGCUAAAGCUAAACGAUGGCCGCGAUUUAGCAUCAAAAUGAUACCAGAACUCAUUUUGAAUGACAGAGAAAAGUUACACAGCUCUCUGACUUAUUUGCUCAAGUCACGCAUCAAAGAAAUAAUCUUGUUAUGUGAUCAGAGAGACCUAUAUCACAUAAUGAACGAGGCGCUAUACGUUGGAAUGAAUGACAAAGACUAUCGCUGGAUAACACCUGAUUUGGAGGUGGCUGGUGCAAGUCAAACAUACAAUCACACGUAUCCCUCGUUUCUUGGUAUGGUGGGACUCAGGCUCCAUAUUUUUAACGAGAUUUUAAUCCGGAACUUGAAAAAUCGUGCGACAGGUGGAAAAGGAGCCGAAUACCCUUUGGCCGUGUAUGCAGCUGUCCACGACGUAGCGCUUGUGGUAGGGACGGCAGUGUGGAAUUUAUUCAACAAUGAUCCAAGAAUACCAAGGAUAGAAUCACGUCUAGACAAUGGUGCAUGCGCUUUACGAAGUAUAUCAAGUAAACGCAAGAGAUUAGGGUGGAGACUGCUAAAGCAGAUUAGAAAGGUGAAACUUUUCCACGGAGAAGGUCUGACAGGAGAAGUGCAAUUCAACCGUCAUACGGAUGAACGAAGAGUGCACGAUGGUCUGGACAUUGUGAACGUUGUUCUAAACAGAACCAAAAAGAUCGGCUCGUGGCAACCUGAACCUGGAAUGACAGAUCACCGUGUGUCUUUAAACAAUGAACACCCACAGUGGGUGGGGGAUUUCGCAAAAUUGGUUCAGUGCAACAAUCCGGGGAACAAUCUGCAUAACGAACCAGAACCGAUUCCAGUGCUGAAAGUUAUAACAGUUUUGGAACCACCGUUUGUAGAAAAGGUGAAUGACUCUACGCCAUUACCAGAUGGGAUUAUUCCUAAAAAUCUGCUUCAGGGUUUCUGUAUCGAUCUAAUUGAGGAAUUAUCCCACAAGGUAAAAUUCGACUAUGAGAUUCAUGUGGAUAACAGCUACAAAGGAAUGGUGGACGCGUUGAAGUCUCAGGCAAUGGACCUUGCUCUUGCACCAAUCACAAUAACAGCAGAGCGUGAGUUGAUCAUCGACUUCAGCAAACCGUUUAUGGACUUCAGUAUGAGUCUGAUCAUGCGCAAACCUGGAGAGCCUCCGAUCAAUAUAUUCGCUUUUCUUCUGCCUUUCACCAAUAAUCUGUGGCUUUCUACGAUUAUAGUGGUUUUGUUUAUCACCGGAAUGAUGUGUGUCAUGGACUAUUUGAGCCCUUUCGGUUACCGUGCUCGAGCUCGUGAUUCAAGCGAGGAGCCUGGAAAUGAGUUCAACUUGUUGAACAGCUUGUGGUUUGCUACAACGUCCGUUUUACAGCAAGGUCCGGACAACACUCCACUGUCUCCCUCUGGUCGCUUGUUAGCUUCCUCCUUUUGGUUUUUUAUAUUAAUACUGAUAACAACCUACACGGCAAACCUGGCUGCCUUUUUUACAAUUAAAAGAGUAGUUCAAACUAUUAAUUCCCUGGACGAACUUGCAAGUCAAAAUGAAACAAGAUACGGAGUCCUCAACACGGGUUCCGUGCAGAAAUUCUUCCAGAAUUCAGAAAAUCCUCUUCACAUGAAAAUGUUCUCUUAUAUGAGAAGUCAGCAAACAUUCGUCAACUCUACUUCAGAUGGGGUGAAAAAAGCGCGGACAGAAAACUACGCUUAUAUAACAGAAUACCCCUACUUGGCAUACUACAAUCAACAGAAGCCGUGCAACACGAGACUUCUGGACAAACUACUUCAAGCUAAAGGUUAUGGAAUUGGGCUGCAGCAAAACUCACCCCACACAAAUAAGAUUUCUGUCGUGAUCUUAGAGUUAAGAGAAAGUGGCUUCAUUGAGAAGACGCGGCGAAAGUGGUGGGACGAGCGCAGUCAAUGUCCAGAACCCUCCAAGUCUAAAACUGGGAAAAUACAGAGUCUUGGCGUCAACAACAUGGCUGGAGUGUUCUUAGUCUUACUCAGUGGUGUCAUCCUCUCGAUAAUUAUUUUGAUCAUUGAGAUACGUUACAAGAAGGCCGUGUGCCCCACUAGCGGCCAGAACGCUCUAAAGCGAUAUCUGGGAAGAAGAGGUUGUGGGGCGCAGAAAAAGUCAAGUGAGCAUUUGGCUACUCCCGCCAUUCAUGUCCACCCGGUCCCUCCUGUCACUUCUGUCAAUCCUGUCACACCGGUCACACCAGCAACACCGGUCACAACAGCAGCAUUGGUCACACGAGCAGCACCGGUCACACCAGCAGCACCGGUCACUCCGGUUCGAGUAGCUGUGGUGUUGUCCCAAGGAGACAAGGUCUUAGGGCACUUGAAGGACGAAAAAGGCAAAGGAAAAGGUUGGAAUAAAUGGUUUCAAGCCCUUGGAAAGAUUGAAGAAUCACGACGAUGAAAACGAGAAUUUUUGAAUAUUUGAGGCAGUUGGAUGACGUAUUAAAAAACAUUUAGCAGUGAUGCUAUGUCUUCGGCAUCAAUAAUUGAGAGCGCAUGUUGAGUGCAAAUUACCGCCGUUCAGGUAUUGAUCCUUUUCCCCUCACGCCACGAAGUUGCUUCCACUUAAUGGGUUUGUCGUGGCUAAAAGUUAACUGAGAAGUGGAUAGUGGGUGUGGAUCGUUUAGAAGUAAUCUUCCAAGUUCGAAGGGCUAACGCUCGAAACGUCAGCUUUUUUAUUCGUUACGGUGGCCAAUUUACAAUUUCAAC